Messenger RNA from Gasterosteus aculeatus aculeatus (three-spined stickleback), 6471 nucleotides. RefSeq names its product golgin A3 (gene golga3). Lineage: Eukaryota; Metazoa; Chordata; Actinopteri; Perciformes; Gasterosteidae. The record is from RefSeq and is a predicted model, not a curated record.
CAAAGAGGUGGCACCAUAGACAGCAGGACCACUGCUGACAAGUGGGGCGCAGCUCUGUGAACAGCCAAGCACCGCAUGCGCACAUCCCCGUUCCAUUAUCAUUGAUGUGUUGUGUCCUUCUUGUUUCCCGUCGGACGGAUGAGGGACGGACACCAAACAGCCACGUAGUAAACGGCGAAGCUCUCAAACGGUGCCGUCUGUGUUCAGAAGUGUUCCUGGACACUGACGUGCUCCUCCUGCAUCCGAGGAACAAGAUGGUUCUGUGAGCGUCUCUUAUGCUGAGAGGAAACCACCAACACAGUGACCGUUCAGUUUCUUAAGGGAAAUGGAUAGUAACCAAUCAGGAACCGCUCAGAUGGAGACUAACGCUCAUCAAGAAGACCAUCCAAUGAAAGUGGAAGGUGAAACGCAAUUAUUGCAACAAGGGCUGGACAACACACAACAUGCUAAAGGAUGUAUUCACAACGGUCUUUUCAGUUCUGCUGUAAUGCCGAAUGGAAACGCACUGGCAGAAGACUUGACUCCUGCUCGGAACACUCAUGUAAAUGGGUCUAUGCCUCUGGCAGCCCCUCCCCAGGCCACCAGCUCCCCAGUUAACGCCCAGACCCAAGAUCCCUCCCAAGGUUUGGCUGCUUUUCCACCCAUGAUGAUAGAGAAGUCUGAGGGGGCUAGUGCUGAGAUCACGGUUCACAAGGGUGACUCAUUGCAGUCGCUCAGACUCAGUAUGCCUUUGCAGGAGACUGAAUUGUCUCACCAGAAGCCAUCAUUAGAGAUGGAGAAUGAGGAGAAGAUUCGCCUGGAGGCUCGUCGGCGUCUGGAAGAGCAACUCAAACAGUACAGAGUGCAGAGACAUAAGGAGAGGUCUCACCGCACCACCACCAAGAGCACGGCAUUCAGCACCCUGGAUCCAGAGCUCAUGCUGCAUCCUGAGGAUCUGCCCAGGGCCAACACUACUUCCAUGACCAAGGAGUAUUCCUUCCUGAGGACCAGUGUCCCCCGUGGCCCCAAACUGGGUAGCUUGGGAAUUCCCCCCUCCAAGGAAAGAAAGUCCAGAUCACCCCGCCCAAGCAGGAUCCACUCCUUGGCUGACUACCAGUCUCCCGAGACUGAUGGUGCAGGUGGAGGCGGAGGUGGAGUCCGAGCAGCAGACAACACUAUGAGCUCCCUCCAGUCGUCCGCCAUUAGCUCAGUGUCCACUUUGUCUGAGAUGGACGGACAGCCCGCCGCUUCACUCCAGUUUGGGGACAAUGUGUCAGAAAUAGACGGGAGCGAAUCGGGAACGAUGCCAGGGAACGACGGCAACGACAGCGACAGCUCGUUAAUCAGCAGCGUGUCUACCAGGGCGACGUACGGGAUGCUCACCGCAGCCGUGGAAGUGCAGCGGGGGCCCUACACGGUGGAAGGGAGGGAGAUUGCCGCUGAGGCCAUGGGUCAGUUCCCCUCCCUGCAGGAGGUGCUGCAGGCAGCCAGUGACGAGCAGCACCUGCUGGAGCUGGAGCAGGAGAGAGGAGGCGCUGGGGAGCCUCAAAGCCGCAGAGACAGUUUCUCUAGCAGUGUUUCUUUGGAGAGUUCAGUGAUGGGCCAUGAUGAUAUGCUGCAGGUUUUGAAAGAGAAAAUGAGACUGGAGGGUCAGCUCGAAUCUUUGUCAUCUGAGGCCAAUCAGGCUCUCAAAGAGAAGACGGAGCUUCAGGCGCAGCUCGCCACAGUGAACGCUCAACUGCAUGCAAAGAAGGAGGAGGCGGAGGUCAGCCAGGAGAAGCAGAGGGUCCUCACCACGGAGGUCGGCUCACUGCGGAAAAACUGCAACCAGCUAGAGAGGGCCAUGGUGGAGCUCCAGGGCAGUCUGGAGGGCAAGAAUGCCAAUCUGACUUCUCUAAGCAACGACCUGAAGGUGGCCGAAGAUCAGUACCAAAGGCUGAUGGGGAAGGUGGAGGAGAUGCAAAACACAGUAACCUCCAGAGACAAUACAGUGCAGGAGUUGCGACAGCAGUUGGGUGGUCUUCAGAGCCAGCUUCAACAGGUCCAGCUGGAGCGAAGCACCCUUCAGAGCCGAAUGAAGACUUCCCAGGCGGAAAUAGUUUCACUUCAGCAGCUCAGGCAGUGGUACCAGCAGCAGCUAGCUCUGGCCCAGGAGGCCCGAGUGCGACUGCAGAGCGAAAUGGCCAACAUGCAGGCUGGACAGAUGACUCAGAUUGGUGUUCUGGAACAUUUGAAGCUGGAAAAUGUGUCUCUGUCCCACACACUCACAGAGACCCAACACCGCUCUAUCAAAGAUAAAGAGCGCAUAGCUGUCCAGCUGCAGAGCAUUGAGGCUGACAUGCUGACCCAGGAAUCGGCUUACAAGCAGAUCCAGGAUGCUAAAAACAUGGUGGAAGAUGAUCUGCAGCACAAACUGGAGGAGUUUGAGGAUGAGCGGGAACGCUUAAUUAAAUUGGCUAACACAGCCAGCACCAUGGAAAGGGAACUGGAGCAGGCAAAGUUGAUCCUUUCCCAGAAGGACGUGCAGCUGCAGUCCCUCCAGAAGGAGCAUCUGGAGCUGAUGCGCCAGCUGACCGUCACUCAGGACAACCUGCAAACCAAAGAGCUGUUCAUCAACCACCUAGAAGCCCGAUACCAAGAGCUGGAGGCCCAGCUGGCUGAGCUGCAGACAGACGGCAGCGCCAAGGACGACAGCAUCCAGUUCCUCCAGAACGAGAAGAUUGUCCUGGAGGUAGCGCUGCAGGCAGCCCGGGCCGAAAAGAACCAACUGGACGAGGGCGCCGAGCAGCUCGGAGAGGACGUUCUGGCGGCUUCAGAUAUCUUGGAUCAGCUCAGACAGGAAGUCCAGAUCAAAGCCAAUCAGAUUGAAACACUUCAACGGGAAAAUGGUUCCCUAAAGAAACAAGCUCAGAAACUGAGGGAACAGUUCCAACAACAAAAGGUGAUGGUGGAGGCCUACCGUCGGGAUGCCAGCUCCAAAGACCAGUUGAUCAGUGAGCUCAAGUCCACCAAAAAGCGCCUGUUGACGGAGGUGAAGGACCUGAAGCAGGAGCUGAUGAGCGUUCAAGGGGAGAAGCAGAAUGCAGAGCUGGAGCAGGCCCGGCUUGCAAAGGAGGUGACGAGGGUCCAGGAGCAGAUGAACAACAUGGAGGUCCAUCUGCAAGCCAUUCAGACAGAAAGGGAUCAGCUGGAAACCCAGAUCCAGUCUUUACAGUUCGAUCAGAGCCAACUAGCUGCAGUCACAGAAGAGAACGAAGGUCUGAGGAAACAGGUGGAGCAAUUGGAGGGAGAAGCCAAAAAGGCCAUCACGGAGCAGAAGGUGCGUGUGAAGCGGCUGGGGACAGAUUUGACCAGUGCUCAGAAGGAGAUGAAGGCCAAACACAAGGCCUACGAGAACGCCGUGGGCAUCCUGAGUAGGAGGCUCCAAGAGGCUCUGACUGACAAGGAGUCCGCCGAGGCAGAGCUGGUCAAGCUCAAGGCCCAGGUGUCGGACGGGGGAAACAGCCAGGCCUUACAGGAGAAGAUCAAGGCUCUCCAGGCUGAGCUUCAGACUGUGGCCAAAAGCAAGACUAUGCUUGAGAGAGAGCUGCAGGAAGUGAUCACCCUCACCUCCACAGAGCUGGAGGAGUACCAGGAGAAGGUCAUGGAGCUUGAGGAUGAGCUUCAAGAGUCCCGAUGCUUCAAGAAGCGGAUUCGAAAGUUAGAAGAUGCCAACAAGAAGCUGGCACUGGAGCUUGAACACGAAAAGGGGAAAUUGGCUGGUUUGGCACAGUCCCAUAAUACACUGCGGGAGCAUUCCAACAUUUUGGAGUCUGCCUUAGCUAAAAGAGAGGCCGAUCUUGUUCAGCUCAACUUACAGGUUCAAGCUGUUCUGAAGCGUAAAGAGGAGGAGGACCAGCAAAUGAGGCAGGUGGUUCAAACGCUCCAGCUUGCCCUGGAAAAAGAGAAAACCAAAGUCAAUGACCUGAAAGAACAGGUGGCAACAGCAAAGGCUGAAGCAGCGCACAAUAGACGGCACUACAGGGCAGCUAUGCUGGAGCUGUCGGAAAUCAAAAAGGACCUGCAGGCUAAAGUGGACCUGGUCAUAGCUCUGCAGAGUGAAUCCCACAAACUACAAGCUCAGGAUGAGCAGCAUGCUCAGGAGGUUUCCAGGUUCCAAGAGGAGCUUGCUGAGGCCCAUUCACAGCUCCAGAUCCUCCAGAAACAACUGGACGAGGAACUGGCCAAGCAGCCCCUCACUAACCAGGAGGUUGAGGACCUGAAGUGGGAGGUGGAGCAAAGGCAGAGGGAGAUAGAGGCUCAGAAGCAGCAGCUGGAGAUGAUGGAGCAGUGUCAGCACAGGGAGCUAGACAACCUACAGAGAGCUCUGCAGAACAUCAAAGUGGAGCUGGAAUCUGUGCAGGAUGAGCUUAGUGGCACCAGGAAGGACAAGUUUAUGCUUCAGGCCAAAGUGGGUGAGCUGAGGAACAGCAUGAAGACGGUCCUUUUGCAGAACCAGCAGCUAAAACAGGACCUCAAGCAGAGUCGUCUGAGGAAGCAGCGCAUGGAUCUGAUGAGCGAGGGGAACCCAUCCAGCCCAGUGACACCAGUUAAGAUUCCAGACUGCCCAGUGCCUGCCUCCCUGUUGGAUGAGUUGCUGAAACCAUCAACAUCUGUCAACAAAGAGCCCCUCAACAACUUGCACAAUUGUCUACGGCAACUCAAGGAGGAGAUGGACAGCCUCCAAAAGCAGAUGGAGGAACACACAGUAACAGUACAUGAGUCAAUGAGCUCAUGGACAAGCGCAGAAGAGGCUCAACUGGAGCUUGAAAACAACAUCUCUGAAUCUUCAACGGCUCUAAACAAUAUGGUUGGGAAGAAUAACAAUGAAGCUGAGCAACAGUAGUCAUAAUAAAAGUGUCUCAGGCCAUAAGAGAGAGAGUGGAGUUUUAUCCACAAAGGCACUAUUCAGCCCGUUAUUCCCUUUCUCUUUUCUUAAGAAUUGCUGCCAACAUUUGGCAUUGUCCCAUCAGCGCAGAUGGGCUUAUUCAGAGUUAUACUUAAUAUGCCAUAGCUUUAUUCUCUCUUCUUUCUUUGACGGUUGUUCAUCUUUUUGUUAUGUUAUUGUCACAUUUAUUUAUUUAGAGUCAAGUUAUCUGACAGCCUCUCCAAGAGGAUCCCCCAUCUUGAGUUUAGUUAUCAUAGAUACAGACAUGGUCAAGUAUGGGCUAUUUUGAUAAUCUCAACAGCCGGUUUUCCCCCUUUUAAGUUUUUCUCUCUAAAAUGUAUUUAGUCAUCAUCCUCCUCGCAAUAUAAAACCAGUGGCUGCGUAUGCUGCUUAAUGAUGGUUGACAUUAUUUCAAAAAGUGUUAUUGUGACAGAAAACAAACAUUAGUCUGUCACCAGACUGGCUAUGAAACUGUUCUUCCAUUUCUUUGUGCCUGUGUGCGAAAGAGCGGUUGCUCCACUAUGAUUUAACUGACAUGGUUACACAUCCACAUCAUUUCUAAGCGGUUGACACCUCAUCAAUCAUUUUUGAUAAUGUUGAAAGUUGUGUGCAAAUGUGGUCAGUUCUUUUUGUAUUGCCUCUCGUUAAAAUGGAGUCUUUCUUACAUUUGAUGUAACCAUCUCACAUUCAGUUCCUAAACUAAAAACAAUAAUCUCAGUUGUAAAUGGAGGUGUUUUGUCUAGCAUGGACUGCAGUUAUUUGUACGCAAAAAAGCCUUAAGCAAUCUUUAAUAUGCUGUAAGGGACUAAGUUGAUUUAAAUGAGCACAUUCUGCUGAGGGUGUGCAAUCUGUUAUAUUUAUGUGUGUGUGCAAAUCUUAACUGAAUGGUUUUAUUGUAAAAUAAGUGAGUCAUAUAAACUGAGAAAGAAGAGUUGUACAAUGAAGCAGAAAUGUUACUAACAGCAGGUUUAAGCAGAUAUGUUCAUUUUCUGUUGCAUUUGGUACAUAUUUACAAAGAAUAUAUGAAAUUGUUAUUGUUUUAUGGCUGUUUCAUGGAUAUGGGGAUAGGUUAAUUGUUUCUACAGGUUAAUAUAUAAAUUCCCUUUUUUGUAAGAUUGUAGAGUCAUUAAUGUGUAAUAGUGUAAAAGCUGACAGUACCUCUAACCCAGCUGCACGAGGACGUCAGUGCAGAGAGGCAUUUGGAUGGUUACAGAGUAGCUUUCUGCAAUCAACCUUACUGCAGCUGCUGUGUCAGUGUUCAUUCCCACACUAAACAUAUGUUUAAUAACAGUUCUAUGCUUAGGACUUUCCAAAGGGACAUAGUACUUACUGAGGCAAGUAAUAACAAAUGUUCAGAUUGUUCAGAUUUGUUUGUGGGCACGGUAUCUUCCUAACUGUUCACUGUAACGUUAGGUAUCAAUAACAUUUGAUCUUCGGCACUUGCGCUCAUGUUGCUGUAUCUGCUUUUUUUUUUUUCAAAGAUUGGAAUUGAGUCAUUCCUAUGUUUUACCAUUUGUGUUGGGAGAUGCGAUUGUAUUUAUCAUAAAAUUGCACUAUUCAUCUGU